AUGCUCUAUGUUUUAAAAGAAUAACUAUUAAGAGAUUUAAAUAUAGAGGUUUUGAAAUCAGAUAAAAUAAAAUCAUUUGGAUUGGAUUAAGUUAUACGAAUUUUUUCUUAAGAUUAGUCUUGCUUUAAGAUUAGAAAUGAAAUACUUGAUUAUGAUAAAAUUAUGGAAGACAAAAAGUUAUUAGAAUUUCAUUUGGUAGAUUUUACGUAAAAAUUAUCAAACUCAUUAUAAAUUCCAAUUGAUUAAAUAGAAAUUUUAGGAGUAUCAAAGGGAAGUUUUGAAAUUAAUUUUUUAAUUAAAGGAAAAACUUAUGAUGAAAUUUAAUAAUUAAUAUAAAACAUUCCAGCUGCAUAGAUAUAUUUACAUAAAUAUUGUAAUGGGAAAAUAGAAUAUUUAACAUACUUUGAUUACGCAAGAGAUACUGGAGAAUAAUUAGCAAAAAGUUCUGGAAUAAUUCUUUCUUCUGAUGAUUUUAAUCCAAAAUACAAUAUGAAGUGGAGUAAUUUUAAAGAAAAAGAAUAAAGAGGACCUCCUGAUCACAGAUAUGAUUAUUAUUUUCCAAGAGGUUGUUAUGGAUUUGGAUUAGAUAUUAAAAAAUAUGGAGAAAAUUAAGAUUGGAUAUAAAUGGAUGGAAACCCUAAUGAAUGGAGAAUCAUGUAUCAUGGUACAAUCCAAAAUUUUGUCAAUUCUAUUGUUAAAAAUAAUUUAAUGCCUGGUUUGAAUAAUUUAUAUGCUAAUGACGAUUGUUAAGAUGAAUUUGGAAACAUGAUAAAAGUAGGAAAUGGAAUUUAUUUUUCAAAUGAUUUUAAUGUUUGCACUAGAGAUAAAUAUGCAAGUUACACUUAAGUUCUGGAUAAAUAGUUUGCGGUAAUAUUUAUGACAAGAGUAAAUCCAAAAAAAAUUAGAUAAAGUUAGAAAAUGAAGUUAAAGAAUUAUUUUGUUGUUAAUGAGUCAAAAGAUGUGAGACCAUAUAGAAUUUUACUCCAUGAAAAAAAAAAAGGGAUUUAUAAUUAUCUUUCUUUUUUAUUUUUCAAAUGA
This is a messenger RNA of Paramecium primaurelia, 1038 nucleotides long. The record is from the annotation of a GenBank genome assembly. NCBI's taxonomy places the organism in Eukaryota, Ciliophora, Oligohymenophorea, Peniculida, Parameciidae.